Messenger RNA from Planococcus citri (citrus mealybug), 1077 nucleotides. RefSeq lists its product as uncharacterized. NCBI's taxonomy places the organism in Eukaryota, Metazoa, Arthropoda, Insecta, Hemiptera, Pseudococcidae. The transcript has 3 exons. The coding region runs from base 214 to 837 and encodes 207 amino acids. The record is from RefSeq and is a predicted model, not a curated record.
CAAAUUUUUUUCUAAUCAAAAUGAUCGCUGAUUAAUGAUUUUAGUGAAUGUAGAAUGCCGAAUUGCUGAUCAGUCAUUGAUGAAAAUCAAUAAUUUGUGAUCAGUUACGUGGUUCAUUUACUAUUCACUAGUUACGCAUGACGAGCUGAUUGAGCCAAAAUCGCUGCUACGAAAACUACGACGUGAGUGAUUCGAUGAAGUGAACGUUUAGCAAUGAACUCCCAGCCACCGCUGUCUUUUCAGGAUGCAGUAGCAUCGGCUAUAUCCGAAGGAUCAGAUACAGAAAAUUUAAAUUUAACCGAUAAUUACGCGUAUGAAGGGCCUCCUCUCAAAGCUAUGAAAAUCAAACGAUAUCAACUACAUCCCAAAACAUAUUCUCCUAAAUGGGAGCAAGAUCCAAAUUAUAAAGGAUGGGUACAACGAAGUAAAAAGGGAGACGGAUUUUACUAUUGUCUCGCUUGCAACCAGGAUUACACUUGUGGAAAAUCGGAAUUGGAUAAACAUGCUUCCUCUAGAAAACAUUGCAUAAAUAUGAUGAGUUUACCUCAUCUUAAUAGAAAAAGUGAUAAUAGUAAUCAGUACAAUAAAACUGAACCGUCGGACAGCGUCGAAGAUCCUAUUAUAAUGGAUCCACAUGAAUUCGGAGCGUCUUCGACGUCGGAAAAUUCUCAAGGUUCUUCUCUAGAAAGUAAAGAAGAAGCCUUCGGAAAAUAUAUCAUCAGUGAGCUGAAAAGAAUAAAGAAAAAGAAAACGUACGAAAUUGUAAAAUGGGAAAUAUUACAAGCUUUACAAAAAGCUAUGCUCCAAGAAGCCGAAACAGAAGAAUUCGAAGAUUGAAUUUAUUUCUGCAGUUAUUUUUCGAAUGUUCAUGUUUUCACUUUUCUAGCACGGAUCAACGAAAGAGAUUUCAUUUUAUAUGCAAUUUUGUUUUGACGGUGUGUUGAACUGGGUUAAAUUUUCCUCGUACAGCUUCAACGAUUUUCAACUUUUGUUUUUCUAAAGUCUACUUGAUGAUAAUUAAUUGUAAUGUAUUUGGUACCUAUACAUAUUCGUGAAUAUACAAUAUUGAUUCUUUUU